CUGGCUUUGUAUUGACCCAUAGUUUGCCUAUCGAGACGGUACAACUCUUUGAAAUUUUUGCAAUUCAUUUAGUGAAUUUGUAAUUUCAUUAACACUCAACAAUUAACCAACCAGCCGUCACCAGCGAAAAAAAAAAUAAAACCAACAAAUAUUGAACUUUACCUUAAUUUGGUGUUGUAAACCUUUUUUUUUCUCCCUCACUUCAAUACGCAAUCUAAAAAAAGUGUUAAUUGUUUGCCAAAAAAAAGAAAAAACUCACACAAUCAUUUAAAAAAAUAAAACUAUACAAAAAACAACACUCCUCCAAAAAGGUCUGCAGCAGAGAGGAAUAAUUUUAAGUGAAAUAUUUUUUGAAUGCACUCUACAAUUUCGCCAAGUAAUCGAAGCAGACAGCCAGGCAGAUAGGCGGUUAGAAAGACAGACAUAAAGACACCCAAAGUUAAGGGAACACAGUUGCAUAAAACAAGUCGAAAAGGAAAGAUGUUAAGGAGACACUAGACCACAGGCCUAGCUAGGAACGAAAACGAACAAAAACAUUUGAAAAUUGUUUCAAAAACAAUAAAAAGUCAACCAUACACAAAACCACAUCAACACCAUGAAGUUCAAAUUAUUUCUAAUAUUACUAACAUUUUUGCUGGGGUGUACUCUAGUCCCUGCCUAUCCUACUGCCGAAGAUGAAACAGCAUCAGAUAACUCCGAUAAUGCAGCAACUUCUAAAGAUUACUCACAUGAGGCGGCCUCAGACAAUGAUGAGAUCUAUGAGCCAGCCCUGCUACAGCAGCAAGUGGAGGCCGACGAACUUAGACACAUGAAGAAUGUAGAGGAUAUGGAAAUGGAAACGGAAACUGAGGUUUCAGUUAAAACCGUUAGAAAUAUUUCCGAUAAUCAAUUGAGUCAAAGCAAUGUGGCAUCCAAGGAACUGGAAGGACAUAUGCAAAGUGCUGAAGAUUAUGUUAAUGAUUCCAAAAUGGAAGAGGAGGAAACGGAAACAAAAAUGGCAAGAGAAACAGAAACAGAGGAGGACUUAAGCAAAAAACAACGCAUGGGCCGUCUAUUGCCCACCACAACUAGCAGCACACCCACCAAUAUCCCCGAAUACAUAAGGCAAGCAACCCAGAUGAGCGGUGAUGAUUUAAAUCAAUCCCAAGAAUACCUAGACGAUGAGAACGAACAAAAGGCUGAGCCUGUGCAUAUGGCACAAAUGGCCCAACUGCCGUCGUCUACCGAGAAACCUAUUGAAAAUCAUGUCUAUGAACAGUUACCAAAUUCCAAGGAAGCGGAAGAAAUUGUACCCUUGGCCAUGAGAUAUUACACCGACGCUGAAGAUGCUAUGGUGGCUGACGAAAUGGCUGCUGUGGGUGCGGCUAUGGUCCCGCGUACUCAGCAUGCCGCCACCGCGACCGACGAUGAUGAUGAGUACAGCGAUAAAAUUGGAGACACCAAUAAACUUAACAAUGAACCUGUGCCAAUGCCCAGGCAACAAUGGUUGCCCACACAACAGCGUCAAGGUUCUCCGACAUAUGAGCCUCAACAAAAUAGUUCCGAGGAAUAUUAUGAUGAAGAUGAACUUGCCUCCAAGGAAAAUGAAUCUUCCACCACCGCCCCUGCGGCAGCAACAACAACACAGCCCUCAGCCAUGGCCAGCAGCACAACAAUCAGCGAUCAUAAUUUAGUGGUCUUUGCUGGUUUCCCAUUGUCAUACCAGACCACAACAGCUACAGCUCCAGCAGCAGCCCUGCCACCUUUGGUGACACCCAUGUCGAACAAUGGCCCGCCAUACGAUGGCACCAUGAUGGGACCAACAACACCUCCAUAUCCAGUGGUGGCUGCUGCUGCAGCCGCAGCGGCUGUCUCACCAGCUACCGGUGACAAGAAAGGUAAACAAAUACCCAUUGUUGCCACUACCAUUACUACCACAACCACUUCGGCAACCAUGAAUGGAGCAGCUGGAACUGCUGGUGGUAGCACACCCAAAUCCAUAUCCUCAUCUAUGCCAAAUGCGGACAAUAGCGGCAGCAACAGUGCCACCACGAAUAGCAAUGCAGGUAAUGGAGUAGCUGGUGUUGGCAGUGCAGCAGCAGGCGGUGGCGGCGGCGGCAUCACUAGUCGUCGUCAUCUCUUGCCCCAUGAACAAUUGCGUAACUACAUUGAAGAUGCCUACAUUCGUAUGCCACUUGCGGUUAUUGUCGAUCCAUCAUCCGAAUCAUUGGAAAAGACCAAAGCCUUAUGGAAUGAAGCAUUGCGAGAAAAUUUAAAUAUCAAAAUUAUUUUGGUAACGUUAAAUGAGUCUGACAUACCAGCUGCAUUCAAUUUCAACAAUACUCGCCAAUUUCUUAUCGGCUUGAAUAGCAUCAAAGAACACGAGGGUGGCGAUGCAUUCCGUGGCAUAUCCCAUGCCGCUGAAUUGGUGCCCUAUGACAGUGCUGUUUUUAUAUCGACGGCAACCUUGGCUAAUCAUACGGAUCAAGUGCAUGAUGCUGCCAUAACACUGUUGAAAAAGAGAAUACGGCUCUAUCUCAUAUGGUUCGGUGAGCGUGCUCUCAGCGAAAAUGAGACUCAAGAAACUGUAGGCGGCAUUUUGGGCGAAGUUGCCAUACGUUCCGGUGGGGAAGUCUUGCACAUUGUGGGCAAUGAAAAUUCCAUGGAAUUGGAAGGCAGUACGCUCACUAUUGUGGCAGAUGCUUUGCGCGGCUCACAGGAAUUGGAUGUGCCUGUCGAUACCACCCUAUCAAGUUUACAUGUCAAAAUUGAUAAACUCAUGAGAAGGGCGGUAUUGGAAACGCCCAAUGGCGAAAUCAAUUUGAAGAAAUUGGUGAAAUUCAAAACACGUCUUAUGGAAACUUUGGACGAUGACAAACGCCUUGAUGCCUAUGUGCCCUUGACGAAAUUACGUAAAGCCACUGUUUACAAAUUGAAAAUUAUACCCGAAGAUUUAGAAACCGAAUAUACUGUUUUCAUACGCGGCGAACGUAAAGCUGAUACAUUUUUGGAUGACAUGAUCAAACAUUUCGAAACCUAUUUCUAUGAAGGACACACCCUAUAUCCAGCCCGCUUAAGGAAUGGCAAAUUGCAGAGCAUAACAUCCGCAUUGGCCUUGGCAAAUUUGCCCACACACAGCAAUCUACGUUUCCCCGAUGACAAUGUCGAUAGCAAAGCACCCAAGGAUGAGGUGGAAACUUUCUCCUCCUCGGAAAUUCAGCGCAAUACUGAAGAUGCAUUGCCAUUGAACGCUACAGCUUUGGCUGAACAAAAUAAUUUACUAAACCAAAAGAGUACAAAUGCGUUGCAAAGAUCGAAUACAAAAAUAGAAUUGGGCAUACAUUCACAAGUGCUGAUAGUUCCUGGCAUGAUGGGUCAAUUGUAUUUUGAGGUCACCAAUACAGGUUGUGAUAGUAUCUUCUACAAUAUUCAAGUGAUCGAUGAGAAACGGUAUCUUAUGCGGUUGGCACCACAGAGCAUAUUCUUACGUGCUGGUCAAAUGGCUGCAGUGACAGUGACCGUACUGGUACCUCAAUCCACGGCGGCAGGUACCAUUGACCACAUCACAUUCUCAGCGACAGGAGCCAGCACCACAACAUCGUUAUCACUAAAUCUUAAAGUGAUCACUGCCACUGAUAUACAGGACAAUGUAGCUCCUUCCCUUACUUGGAGUUUCGGUAGUCGUUGUGAAUCGAUCGUCUCUACCGAUACUACAACAUGUGCCGAUCGCUUUUGGACUCUUUACUUAACAGCUCAAGAUUAUCAAACGGGCAUUAUGCGUUUACAAUCGAAUCCCACAGCAGGUUUGGUCUACACUGGCACGUAUACCAUUGGCACAUCGGAUCCGCUAAAGGCCACCUAUAUCGCAACCUGUUGUGAGCCCAAGGCGAGUUUUGUUGUCUACGAUGUUGUGGGUAAUCAGAAAUCCUAUAGUGUGGAUGUCAGAGAUAUAGUAUUGAAUGAUGCCUCAAUUGCCGCUAUAUCUUUGGGUGUGAUACUUUUGAUUAUUCUACUCAUUUUGCUAAUAUGGGCCAUUGUAUGGUGUUGUCGUAGACGUAAAGUGGUUUUGGAUAUACCCACAUAUCGUUCACAUUCCACACGCAGCAUGGAGUAGAUAAUGAUGAUGAUUGUUGAAGGGAGUUGCACAAAAACAAGUAUUCAUACCAUAAUAGUAUAAGGACAUUUAGGAUUAAGAUUUUCCAUAUAUAAAAAACAAGUGCCAAAUUUAAUGGAAGCAUUGUGGGAAAAAGUA
Molecule: messenger RNA, 4231 nt
Organism: Stomoxys calcitrans (stable fly)
Lineage: Eukaryota; Metazoa; Arthropoda; Insecta; Diptera; Muscidae
Exons: 9
Coding region: 596-4093 (1165 amino acids)
Source: RefSeq, a predicted model, not a curated record